This is a messenger RNA of Oncorhynchus masou masou (cherry salmon), 3972 nucleotides long. RefSeq names its product zinc finger protein 239-like. The coding region runs from base 166 to 1092 and encodes 308 amino acids. Gene Ontology annotation, molecular function: DNA-binding transcription factor activity, RNA polymerase II-specific; RNA polymerase II cis-regulatory region sequence-specific DNA binding. The transcript has a single exon. Gene Ontology annotation, cellular component: chromatin; transcription regulator complex; PcG protein complex. Lineage: Eukaryota; Metazoa; Chordata; Actinopteri; Salmoniformes; Salmonidae. The record is from RefSeq and is a predicted model, not a curated record. Gene Ontology annotation, biological process: regulation of transcription by RNA polymerase II.
CUGAAUGCCGUCCUCAAGUCAGAGAAAGACACAGAGACUUUAAUUGUAACACAAAGGUUCUUACGCACAGGACCUGACCACAGAUCAGACCCAGAGAGACUGGGACCACUGGGCUGUCCUGUACCUGGCUCAGAGUAUUUACUUUAUGGUAACCCAAGCCUUAGGAUGGUUCAUUCCCAUCUGGACUCAGGUGACGCGUUAGAGACUGGCAAUGAUCUGUCAUGUUCUUACACUACAGAGAUGGACCCUGGCAACAUGCCCUUGGGUUUAGAGACACAGACUGAUCUGUCUAGAGGGGACUGGAACCGGUACAGUAGUAGUGUGUACUCUGAAGGCUGCCUAGAUAAGAAAGGGGAGGUUAUAGUCGAUGAGAGGACUGUCAAAGUGAAGGGCGAGGCUCCUCUGACAUGGAAUGUAGACGAGACUCGCUUAGGAGAUGGACACUCACAGGGCAGAGAUUUCUUAGAUUACAGGGAAAUCUUAGAGACAAAUCCAAAUAUCGCGACCCACUCCCCUUUACACACGUUCAGGGAGCGUGACCCAGUGUCCAUGUUGAUGGGGCCUUUCGAUUCACAGAGCCGGGACCUUUUCGAACAGGUUUUGAACUCAAAUGACCAAAGGGCCAAGGUUUUGGGAGGUGGAACAAAAUCAGGCGAUAGUAAAGAGAAGCAGUUCCUCUGCAUGUUCUGUAACGAAGGCUUCAAUUGCCCACAGAAGGUAGAGAUCCACCAGAGGGUCCACAUAGGGGUGAAACCCUUCAGCUGUACCCAGUGUCAUAUGCACUUUGCUGAGGCUGGCAACCUGAAGAGGCACCAGAGGGUCCACACAGGGGAGAAACCCUUCAGCUGUGUCCAGUGUCACAUGCGCUUCACCCAGGCUGGUGACCUGAAGAGGCACCAGAGGGUCCACACAGGGGAGAAACCCUUCAGCUGUACCCAGUGUCACAUGCGCUUCACCCAGGCUGGCAACCUAAAGAUGCACCUGAAGGUCCACACAGGAGAAAGGCCAUUUGCCUGUACGCACUGUGUGAAAAGGUUCUCAGAGAGGAGAUGCCUUAGGAUACACCAGCUGAAAAAACAUUCCACUCUAUAACAUAGAAAGUAACUAUUCCACUCGAUAGCCUCUGACACUUAGAUCUAACCCUGCAUUAUAGACAAAAAUACAUUUUCAUUAAUGUCAGCAGAUGCGUUUAGAGUAACGAGAGUAACAUAUUUCAGUGUUGAAUAUUCCUGUGUAAAUAUUACAUCCAGGCAUUGUGUGAUACAAUGCAUAUGGAAAGUAUUCAGACCCCUUGACUUCUUCCACAUUUUGUUACUCUACAGCCUUAUUCUAAAAUGGAUUAAAUAUAUUUUUUUCCUCAUCAAUCUACACAGAAUACCCCAUAAUGACAAAGCAAAAAUAGUUUUUUUGACUAAAUUUAUAAAAAAUAAACUGAAAUAUCACAUUUACAUAAGUAUUCAGAUCCUUUACUCAGUUCUUUGUCUAAAGCACCUUUGGCUGCGAUUACAUCCUUGAGUCUUCCUGGAUAUGACGCUACAAGCUUGGCACACCUGUAUUUGGGGAGAUUCUUCCAUUCUUCUUUACAGAUCCUCAAGUGCUGUAAGGUUGGAUUGGAGUGUCGCUGCACAGCUAUUUUCAGGUCUCUCCAGGGAUGUUCAAUUGGGUUCAAGUCUGGGCUCUGGUUGGGUUGCUCAAGGACAUUCAGAGACUUGUCCCAAAGACACUCUUGGCUGUGUCCUUAGGGUUAUUGUCCUGUUGGAAGGUGAACCUUUGCCCCAGUCUGAGGACCUGAGCACUCUGGAGCAGGUUUUCAUCAAGAAUCUCUCUGUACUUUGCUCCGUUCAUCUUUCCCUCAAUCCUGACUAGUCUCCCAGUCCCUGCCUGCCGCUGAAAAACAUCCCCACAGCAUGAUGCUUCCACCACCAUGCUUCACAGUAGGGAUUGUGAAAGGUUUCCUCCAGACGUGACACUUGGCAUUCAGGCCAAAGAGUUCAAUCUUGGUUUCAUCAGACCAGAGAAUCUUGUUUCUCAUGGCCAGAGUCCUUUAGCUGCCCCUUGGCAAACUCGAAGGGAGCUGUCAUGUGCCUUUUACUAAGGAGUGGCUUCAGUCUGGCCACUCUACUAUAAAAGCCUGAUUGGUGGAGUGCUGCGGAGAUGGUUGUCCUUCUGGAAGUUUCUCCCACCUCCACAGAGGAACUCUGCUGCUCUGUCACAGCGACCAUCGGGUUCUUGGUCACCUCCCUGACCAAGGCCCUUCUCCCCCGAUUACUCAAUUUGGCCGGGUGGCCAGCUUUAGGAAGAGUCAGUAUUUCCGGCACCGACAGAGAUGGCAGCCUCGCUUCGUGUUCCUAGGAAACUAUGCAGUUUUUUGUUUUUUUACGUGUUAUUUCUUACAUUAGUACCCCAGGUCAUCUUUGGUUUCAUUACAUACAGUCGAGAAGAACUACUGAAUAUAAGAGCAGCGUCAACUCACCAUCAGUACGACCAAGAAUAUGACUUUCGCGAAGCGGAUCCUGUGUUCUGCCUUUCACCCAGGACAACGGAAUGGAUCCCAGACGGCGACCCAAAUAAACAACUUCGUAAAAGAGGGAAACGAAGCAGUCUUCUGGUCAGACUCCGGAGACGGGCACAUCGUGCACCACUCCCUAGUAUACUUCUCGCCAAUGUCCAGUCUCUUGACAACAAGGUUGAUGAAAUCCAAGCACGGGUAGCAUUCCAGAGGGACAUCAGAAACUGUAACGUUCUUUGCUUCAUGGCUCACUGGAGAGACGCUAUCGGAGUCGGUGCAGCCAGCUGGUUUCUCCACGCAUCGCGCCGACAGAAACAAACAUCUUUCUGGUAAGAAGAGGGGCAGGGGCAUAUGCCUUAUGGCUAACGAGACGUGGUGUGGCCACAACAACAUAGAGGAACUCAAGUCCUUCUGUUCACCUGAUUUAGAAUUCCUCACCAUCAAAUGUCGACCGCAUUAUCUACCAAGGGAAUUCUCUUCGAUUAUAAUCACAGCCGUAUAUAUUCCCCCCCAAGCAGACACAUCGAUGGCUCUGAAGGAACUUUAUUUGACUCUUUGCAAACUGGAAUCCAUACAUCCUGAGGCUGCAUUCAUUGCUGGGGAUUUUAACAAGGCUAAUCUGAAAACAAGACUCCCUAAAUUGUAUCAGCAUAUCGAUUGCACAACCAGGGCUGGCAAAACCUUGGAUCAUUGCUAUUCUAACUUCCGCGACGCAUAUAAGGCCCUGCCCCGCCCUCCUUUCGAGAAAAGCUGACCACGACUCCAUUCUGUUGAUCCCUGCCUACAGACAGAAACUAAAACAAGAAGCUCCCACGCUGAGGUCUGUCCAACGCUGGUCCGACCAAUCUGAUUCCACACUCCAAGACUGCUUCCAUCACGUGGACUGGGAUAUGUUUCGUAUUGCGUCAGACAACAACAUUGACGAAUACGCUGAUUCGGUGUGCGAGUUCAUUAGAACGUGCGUUGAAGAUGUCGUUCCCAUAGCAACGAUUAAAAUAUUCCCAAACCAGAAACCGUGGAUUGAUGGCAGCAUUUGCGUGAAACUGAAAGCGCGAACCACUGCUUUUAAUCAGGGCAAGGUGACCGGAAACAUGACCGAAUACAAACAGUGUAGCUAUUCCCUCCACAAGGCAAUCAAACAAGCUAAGCGUCAGUAUAGAGACAAAGUAGAAUCUCAAUUCAACGGCUCAGACACAAGAGGUAUGUGGCAGGGUCUACAGUCAAUCACGGAUUACAAAAAGAAAACCAGCCCCGUCACGGACCAGGAUGUCUUGCUCCCAGGUAGACUAAAUAACUUUUUUGCCUGCUUUGAGGACAUUACAGUGCCACUGACACGGCCUGCAACCAAAACAUGUGGCCUCUCCUUCACUGCAGCCGAGGUGAGUAAAACAUUUAAAUGUGUUAACCCUCGCAAGGCUGCAGGCCCAGACGGCAUCCCCAGCCGCGCCCUCAGAGCAUGCGCA